CUCUCAUGUGGAAGUUAAAAGAAGUCCACCUGAAUGUAGACUAGGGAUUAACAGGUUAGAAAUGCUGUGUGUGUGAAAGGGAGGAUACACAGAGGGAGGCUGCAUUAGAUUGCUACGUACUGUACAUGUGUGGAAAAAGCAUACCGAAUACCACUAAUAUGUACAAUUAAUACAUGUUAAUAAAAGUAAAAUCAUAAAAAUCUUUCUAGGUAUACCUUGCAACAAGUUCCUGGAUUCAAUGGUUCUCUUCUCAGAAAAAAUAUAGUGAAAGUUAUAAUAGCCCAAAAGUGUCUGGAUCAACUGACCUUUGAGAAAAGAAAUUGUUUAAGUACAGAUAACCAUCAAUGGAGGUUAUACUAUACUGCUUUCAUUGGUCAGAAAACACAUAACAAAAACCAUAACAAAAACCAAGCCAAAUAAAAAAAAAUAAUAGCUUCGUGUCUUUAAGCCUGAAAAACUGUUAGCACUUGAAAAACUUGAAAUAUAAAUAACAGAACUCUUUUAAAAUUUUUAAAGGGAAAUUAGAUAUUUGGAGAAUGCAAAGUACUGUACUAUGAUUCACUUUUCUUUUUACUGGUAUGCCCAUGGUUUCCCUCCCAUCCACUAUCUGGACUAUUUUGAAGUCUCAUUUAAUCAUUUAGUUUCUUAUUUUGAUUACAAAAAUAAGUUUUCUGUGUUCUUUCAAGCUGUUUUGGGACAACGUUCAUUACAGAAAGGUAGGUUGGGCUAGGCCCAUCUCUGGGAUUUCAGCUUAGAGUGAGGGGCAGAAGCUUACUCUCUAGGGAUACAAUUGGGUGUGGGGAGAGGGUAAUAUUCAUGAGGUCAGAAUGGGAGGAACUGGAGCCAGGAGAUUUGAUCCUGUCCCUCCAUUGACAAGAGCACACAGAAAGAGACACACACACACACACACACACACACACACACACACACACACACGAAUGUUUCUAUAAUGACAGGCUCUGCGUGUGCUGGGAGGAAAGGUUUGCCAAACAAGUUAGUGAGCAAGGGGUGCAGGUGGGGCUGGCCUAGUUCUCCUGCCUUUGUUCACACUCUGGGAGGCUCAGAAGACUCCCCUGAGAAAUUGACCUCAGAGCCUGAGGUCAGAGUGGAAAUAACUAGGCCCAGGAAGUGGUGAGGGGAGCAGAGGGGCCAGCGCUCCCCAGGCAGAGUGAAUUGCUUGUUCAGAGGCUUUUGGCAGGAAGAAGCUGUGUAUCGUAGAGGAACUGAAAGCUGACAGAGAGGCUAAGGUGCAGAGCAAGGGAAGCUGGAAGGCAAGACGGUAUUCAGAGGUUAUUCAGAGUUGAGCAGGGAGGGCCUGUGUGAUCCUGUAGGUCAUGCCAUUGUUUUGCUCUCCUGACAAAGAGCCACCAGCCGGACCAGGCAAAAGGUUAGGGUGGUGAUGAUGAGGAAAUGUAGAGAGAGAGCCACUUAAGAAAUGUAAGGUAGAGCCCAGCUGGCAUGGGAGAGGGUCAGCAGCUACCCAGGCUCUGACUGAGUAAAGAAGGGAUCCUCGACCAGGUGACAAGGGCUCUGAGCCACUGUUGUUGUCAGUUUCUUAUUUUCAGUGUGAGGAACGGGUACUUGGCUCUCCAGGUUCACAGAUCUGCACUUUAAUUUUAUGUCUUUUCUUUGGAAUAGAAGGAGAAGGAGUGAGCAGGAGGUAGAAGAGGCAGCCAGCAGGAGGAGAGGCCCGAAGGAGGGGUGAGAGGUGGAGGAGAAUGUAGGGGAGCACCCAUACAGUCAGGCAUAUUACUGUACUCCAGUAAGUGGGCAUUAUGUGUGAAAAAGAUGUGUAUCCAUUAAUUAAAAUAUUUUAUUGCUAAAAACUGUUUAAGAUCAUCUGAGCUGUUAGGAAAAUGGUGCUAAUAGAUUUCCUCCAUGCAGGGUUGCCACACAUCUUCAAAUUCCACAAAAUACAGCAUUAAAGUGAAGUGCAAUGAAAUAUGCUUGUAUCCCCCUCCCUCCACCAAAAAAAAAAAAAAGAAAGAAAGAAAGAAAGAAAGAAAAGAAAAGGAAACCCAAACAAGAAACAAAAAUAAAACCUAAAGGGAGUCAGGAAAUCAGAGAAGACGCUGGCUCAGAAGAUACCAAGGGCCAUCAUAGGAGGAAAGAGAAACUGGGAAACACUGAAAUGGAUGAAUCUUGGGAUAUGAACGCUCUAGAGAAUGCCAGUCUAGUCAAACUCUCUCAAUGUGCCACUGAGAAAAUCAUUUUCAAUGUUUUAUUUUAUUGUAAAUAUAAUCCUUACACUUGUAAACAUUUUGGAAGACUUAAAAGGGCAAAGCCAAUUAAAAUCACACGUAGUUCGUUCCACCUGGAGACAUCCACGGCUAAGCCCAAGCCUUUCCUCCUCCCUUUUUCUUUGCAUUUUUAACACUGUCCAAGUUGUGACAUAUAUACACCUUGACGUACUUUUAAAAACACUAAGAGAACAGUUGUAAAGCAUCCCAAGUUCUGUUUCAAACGGUUUAAUGAGCGAAACAGAUGCUAAGACCAGGUGAUUGCGAAAUCUAGCGUAGGAGCGACACCGCUGGGACUCCUCCCACCCCUUCAGGGCUCUGGGAAGCUGGAAUAGCCUAAAGCCAGAGGGAUCUCGGGCAGAAGAGGAGAGCAACCGCCUAAGGAGUGAGUUUGUAGCCCAGAGCGAAGCGAGCUGAGCCUGCAGGUGGCGAGGCGUGCAGAGGAGCGCAGAGGGCUUUGCCCAAUGUUGCGCGGAGCCCGCGAGGUUCCUACGCCCGGCGACAUGGGAUGCGCACGGUUCCUGCUGCUGUGGGUGCUUUCCCAGCUUUCGGGAAAUUAUGAGGGCCACUCGCUGUACACUUCCAAGCUUCACUCAUUCUCAGUCCCGCAAAAGAAUUUCACCUUCCUCUGGCUCCAGACCUCGUCCUUUCCCAGCAACACCUCCACACGCGCGGAGGGCGUGGCGUGGCUCGGGGAGCUGCAGACGCACAGCUGGAGCAACGCCGCGGACACUAUUCGUUUUGUGAAGCCCUGGGCUCGCGGCACGUUCAGCAGCCAACAAUGGGACAAAAUGCAGCACCUGUAUCUGGGCUUCCGAAGCAGUUUCACAAAAGACGUUCGGAAGUUCGCUCAAAUGCUGCGCUUCAAGUAUCCCAUGGAGCUGCAGCUGUCUGGUGGCUGUGAGGUGCACCCUGGGAACGUCUCAGAACACUUUCUCCAUGUAGCAUAUCAAGGAGAACAUAUCCUGAGUUUCCAGGGAACUGCUUGGGAGCCUGUCCCACAGGCCCCCCAGUGGGUAGAUUUGGUCAUCAAAGUGCUCAACCAGGACCAAGGGACAAGGAAAACAGUGCAGUGGCUCUUCAGUGACAUCUGUCCAGAAUAUGUCAAAGGCGUCCUAGAGACAGGGAAGUCGGAACUGGAGAAACAAGGUCCACCUGUUGUCCUCUCCUCCUGUUACUCAGGCUUCUUCUAGGUUUUGCCAUCCCAGGGUUUGCUUUCCUUUAAGCAUCAGACAAAGAGCAAGACAUAGGAGGGGAUGGAUAAGGCAUGAGGGUAUUUGUUGACAUCACCCAGUGUCACUGAGUACCUGCUGGGUUCCAUGAGUUG
Molecule: messenger RNA, 3567 nt
Organism: Ictidomys tridecemlineatus (thirteen-lined ground squirrel)
Lineage: Eukaryota; Metazoa; Chordata; Mammalia; Rodentia; Sciuridae
Source: RefSeq, a predicted model, not a curated record